Molecule: messenger RNA, 1926 nt
Organism: Uloborus diversus
Lineage: Eukaryota; Metazoa; Arthropoda; Arachnida; Araneae; Uloboridae
Gene: cu
Product: nocturnin-like
Exons: 4
Coding region: 409-1581 (390 amino acids)
Molecular function (GO): 3'-5'-RNA exonuclease activity
Source: RefSeq, a predicted model, not a curated record
AACCAAUUCGGGAAAUACAUUGCGAAAAUUUUUCAGCUUAUGUUCCAGCUCAACCACAUUGCGCGGGGUUAUGCAAUCGCACAGCUGAGAAACACGUGAACGCAGAAUGAGAACGAAGCGUAGAAGUACCUCUGUUGUAAAAGAUGAAAGUCAAACCCUAAAAAUAGGAACAAACAUUUGUACUCCGGUCAUGUCUACGGCCUCGAUGCUUUUAUCACGAGGACUCAUCGUUUGUUUUGUCGGACAUGCCCACGAGUUCCCGAGCUCCCUUUCGCCGGGUAUGAUGCAAUAGGUGUCUUGGAAAGCGCAAAUUAUGUAGACAAGUUACUGUAAUCAAGCUGAGUUUAGCAGUGAGAUGCACUUCUUUUCUAAGUGGUCCUGACGAUACGUUUUAUUAUUAUUCAAAAAAUGUAUUCGAAUUUGUCUCUUAUUUUUAAGAGAGUGGUAGUGAUUUUGCCGAAAAUUUCUGUUGUUGAAAUUUCGGCGGCGUAUCAUGCGACAGGUGCGCUUCGAAGAGUUACUCUUUUAAAAACAAUGGGCAGUUUUACAUCUGCGCACAAGAUCUUAAACGAAGACACAGCCGACAAUGAUUUAAUUUUUAACAACAUAUCAAGUUGGGAUGAUUUACGUCUACGUUGCGAAGAAGAGCUGUCUUUCUUGCCUCCCAAAAUUAAUCGCAAUUUCCAAAAGAGAGCUGGUAAAAAAGAUGCUAACGAAUCCAACAGUCAAAUUAGAGUAAUGCAGUGGAAUAUCUUAUCUCAAGCACUUGCCCUCAGUAGUGACAAAUUUGUGGCAUGUCCCUUGGAUGCUUUAUCCUGGUGGACUAGGAGAUGGAGGUUGCUGGAAGAAAUGGCUUCCACACAACCAGACAUACUUUGCUUUCAAGAAGUUGAUCACUAUCAGUUUUUCAAGCACAGUCUUGGAAGCUUGGGGUUUAGAGGAACAUUCUUCCCAAAACCAGACUCUCCUUGUUUCUACAUUGCUGGAAACAACGGACCAGAUGGAUGUGCCAUUUUUGUUGACGCGAAGAAAUUUGAAAUCUUAGAUACGAAGACAAGGUGUCUGGAAGUGUGGGGAUACCAAUCUAACCAAGUGGCCAUUCUUUGCAAAUUAAGACGCAAGAUGGACAAUGCCGAGUUCUGGAUUGCCACGACGCAUCUUAAAGCUAGAACAGGUCCUCUACUGGCUACCAUGCGAAGAGAACAGGGUAAAGAUUUAAUGGAUUUCAUUAAACUUUUUAGUGGAAGUAGUCCUGUUAUUGUUACAGGAGAUUUCAAUGCCAGCCCUACUGAAUCAGUAUAUCAAACGAUCACGAAAGAUGAUACAUUUCCAUUGGAGAGUGCAUAUCGUUGUUUGUCAAAUCGCAACCAAGAACCACUGUAUACAACAUGGAAAAUCAGAGAAGACGGUGAAUACUGUCAAACUUUAGAUUACAUAUUUUACACUAAAAACUCUAUUGACGUUGAAAGUGCUCUUCAUCUCCCAACAGCUGAGGAUAUUGGAGAAGGUCGUGUUCCAUCAUAUAGGUAUCCAAGUGAUCAUUUUUCUCUCGUAGCUGAUCUCAGUCUUGUCCAGUCAUGAUUUUAGUUCUGAAAAACGCUACAUACCAAAGACAUGCUUUGUAAAAAAAAAUCGAUAUGCAUGCAUAGUCUGAGCGAACUGGUAAAGGUAUAAAUUCAAACUCAGAAAGACAUCUCCAUAUUGUUUAUACUAUUUGCUUAUUUGAGCACGUUUGUUAUUUUUCGCAUUCCAAUUGUAAAUGACUUAUAGCUGUAUUUGAAAGCUUCCUUUCUGUAAAUGUAUAUUUAGAUAUUGAAUACUUUUAGGAAAUUGUCUGGAUUAAGCAAAAAAGUAUUAUUUUUAACAUAAAUUAUAUGGAUUAUUAAUAUUAUUAUUGUUCUUGGUAAUUUUUCUUAUUCAUGCACA